AUGAUUUGCUGGAACGUGAGAGGACUCAAUAAAACUGCUAGAUGCCUGGAGGUUGGAGUCCACCUCAAGAAACUACAGGUUAGUUGUCUAGCAUUGCUUGAAACUAGGGUCAAUGCUAAUAAUAGUGAAACUAUUAGGAAGAGACUGGGGUUUAACUGGGAUUUCAUUGAUAACUAUGAUCAUCAUAUGAAUGGGAGGAUCUGGCUAGCAUGGGAUCCUAACAUUUGGAGUAUAAUCCCUAGUGAGAAAACUGAUCAAUUAGUACACAGUGCUGUAUAUACUAAGGCUGGCAAUCUAUCUCAUCACCUCACCAUAGUGUAUGCUCACAAUCAGCUUAAUAAUAGGAGGAACCUAUGGCAGGACCUCAUUAGAAUCAGUGUUCAUAUUCAGGGCCCUUGGAUGGUUGUAGGUGACUUUAACAACAUUCUGAAAGUAGAUGAUAGAAUUGGUGGUAAUGAUGUACAUCUGGCUGAGUAUAUUGAUAUGGAGGAUAUGUUGGCUAAUAGUAAUCUUUCAGAACAUGAAACUAUAAGAGCUUGGUUCACUUGGUCAAACAAGCAGCUUGCUAACCCUAUUAGUUCUAGAAUUGAUAGGGCUCUUGUUAAUGCUGACUGGUACAGAAUGUUCCCUAAUAGUAUGGUUGGGGUGCUCAAUCCUAAUAUCUCUGACCAUGCCCCUUUGAGAAUCAAAUUGGAUAGUCUUCAAACAGUAGAGAAAAUCAAGCAUAGAUUUAAAUUCCUUAAUUGUAUAGCUGGCCAUGCUAAUUUCCUUCAAGUUUUAAGGGCAAACUGGAUUCAUCUUGAUUUAGGCAAUCCACUGGAGCAAUUUUGGAAGAACCUACAUAAGUUACAGUAUAGCAUGAAAGGAUUGACCUGGAAAAUGACUGAGGGGAUCAGAAAUCUGAAAAUGAGUAGAGAGCAACUGGAUAAAGCCCAAACACUGCUAGCUUCUGAUCAGAUGAAUCAAACCCUGUGCCAAACUAUUAAGUACUGGACUGAUGAAGUGCUGAAGAGUUCUGAACUAGAAGAGAAGAUUUUGCAACAGAAGGUCAAGUGUGAUUGGGUUAAACUGGGUGAUGGAAAUAAUGCAUAUUUUUAUGCAAAUCUUAAAUCUAAAAACAAGAAAAUCCAGAUCAAGGAACUAGAAGAUGAUUAA
Molecule: messenger RNA, 1155 nt
Organism: Vicia villosa (hairy vetch)
Lineage: Eukaryota; Viridiplantae; Streptophyta; Magnoliopsida; Fabales; Fabaceae
Exons: 1
Coding region: 1-1155 (384 amino acids)
Molecular function (GO): catalytic activity
Source: RefSeq, a predicted model, not a curated record